Molecule: messenger RNA, 3828 nt
Organism: Alosa sapidissima (American shad)
Lineage: Eukaryota; Metazoa; Chordata; Actinopteri; Clupeiformes; Clupeidae
Product: NACHT, LRR and PYD domains-containing protein 14-like
Exons: 11
Coding region: 212-3559 (1115 amino acids)
Molecular function (GO): protein binding
Source: RefSeq, a predicted model, not a curated record
GGUGGAGGUGGAGGAGGGCUCUGUGGUGGAGCAGGCUGGAGAGAGGAGAGGACCAGGGCCUGGGGGUCCCAUCCCCACCCUCACAUUCGAGCCCCCAGAGGAGAGAUGUGUGUCUGUGAAGGAGGAGCACUCACCCAGCACAGGAGGGACUCUCUUAAUCCCAAGUCAGGGGGCACGCAGAGCUGUCUCUCCUACUCCCAGUGGAGACUCCAUGAAGAGCCACUGUUCAUGCCGAACACCCCCAAACUUCAGCCCUGAUGUGAAGCAGGAUGAGGGUCAAGACUCUCCAGAAGACAGCGCUGUGUCUGUGAGAAGUGCUGAAGACACCCCACUGGACAACAGCAAGUUGAGCGAUGGCCGUCUCUCGCUGGGCCUGGCCAGGUGUGACGUGUGUAUGAAGGGGCUGACGGACCCUGUGACCUCCAUCACCUGUGGACACCGGUUCUGCGUGGACUGUAUCUCCAGCUACCUGGACCAAUCUGGAACGGCAACAUUUUCCGACUGCCCUGUGUGUGGCAAGGAUGCUUUGAAAACCGUAAUUCAAGCUCAUAAGCUGAAUUUGAAGAGGAGGUUUGAGUCCGUUAGCGAAGGCAGCGCAUGUUCAGAAACCCGAACUCUCCUGGAAAACAUCUACACAGAGCUCCAAAUCACAGAGGGAGAGAGCGAAGGGGUGAAUAAGGAACAUGAGGUUAGGCAACUUGAGUCCACGCUCAAGACCCAAGCCAGUGCGGACACAGCUAUCAACUGUAACGACAUCUUCAAACCUUUACCUGGCCAAGAGAGACACAUCAGGACAGUGAUAACCAAGGGAAUCGCUGGCGUCGGGAAAACCGUGUCCGUGCAGAAGUUCGUCCUGGACUGGGCGGAAGGGCGGGCGAACCAGGAUGUGGAGUUCGUGUUCGUGCUGCCGUUCCGAGAGGCCAAUUUGAUUAAAGACACAGAAUACAGUCUCCACGGCCUUCUUCUGAAAUUCCACCCUGAGCUGAAAGGUUUGAGGAGCUCCAAGCAAUACGAAGCCUGUCAACUGGUGUUCAUCUUUGACGGCCUGGAUGAAAGUCAACACACACUGACGUUUCCUGUGGCCCCCAUCUUGUUGGACGUAACACAGACGUCAUCAGUGGAGGCUCUCAUAACAAACCUCAUUAUAGGGAGUCUGCUUCCUUCGGCUCGCGUAUGGAUCACUUCACGACCAGCUGCAGCCGAUCAGAUUCCCCCGGAGUACAUCCAUCGGGUGACAGAGGUACAAGGGUUCAGCGAACCGCAGAAAGAAGAGUACUUCCGGAAGAGAAUCAGUGACCCCAGUAGGGCUGUCAGAAUCAUAGCUCACCUGAAGGCGUCCAAGAACCUCCACGUCAUGUGUCACAUUCCGGUCUUCUGUUGGAUCGCGGCCACCGUGCUCCAGGAGAUAUGGGAUCAGAGCGGCACAGCCAUUCCCAAAACCCUGACCGAGAUGUUCAUCCACUUCCUGCUCAUUCAGACAAUCGCCAAGAGUCACAAGUACGAUCAAGGAAGUGGCUCGGGAGAACAAGUAAAGAUCCUGAAAUCAAACCUAGGCAUCACUCUGAAAUUGGCCAAAUUGGCCUUCAAACAUCUUGAAAAGGGCAACCUUAUGUUUUACGAGGAAGACCUGCGAGAGGAUGGUAUUGACGUCCAUGAAGCGGCAGUAUAUUCUGGGAUGUGUACUGAGAUCUUUCGAGCGGAAUCUCUCUUUGGCCAGGCAAAGGUUUACAGCUUUGUCCAUGUGACCAUACAGGAGUUUCUGGCAGCAUUUUUCGUAUUCCACUCAUACAUGACCAAGAAUCGAGAGGGCCUGAUGUCGUUCUUCCCAGACGAAACCUCCAACCCAAAGUCAACGAACACAGCAGUUGGUCCUCUAAAGGGUCUCUUCAAAAAGAGGACCACAGCACAGCGUGAAGAUCUGGCCUUGCACACUUUACUCAAGGCCGCUGUCGACAAGUCCCUUCAGAGCAAGAACGGACACCUCGAUCUUUUUCUUCGCUUCCUUCUUGGCAUCUCCCUGGAGGCCAAUCAGAGGCUCCUUCAAGGCUUGCUGUCUGGCACGGAGAACACUUCCAAAGGCAUUGGCAAGACCAUAGCCUACGUCAAAUCCAUGAAUGAGACCCACGUUUCGCCCGAGAGGUACAUCAACCUCUUCCACUGUCUGUUGGAGAUGAACGAUCACACCAUUCAUGAGAAGAUCGAGCGCUACCUGAAGUCUGAGAAGGAGCAGAAAAAAACCCUCAGCCCGUCCCACUGCUCGGCGCUGGCGUCCAUGCUGAUGAUGUCAGGCAAGACUCUGGACGAGCUGGACUUGAAGAAGUACAACACAUCAGAUGAGGGACGGAAGAGACUGCUCCCAGUGGUGAGGUGCUGCAAGAAGGCUGUCCUGGCUGGCUGUAAUCUCAGUCCAAAGUGCAUUGAGCUGGUGCUCUCAUCUCUGGCGCUGGUCAACUCACCCCUGAGGGAGCUGGACCUCAGUGAGAGUCACCUGCAGGAUUCAGUGGCCCAGCAUCUGACCGACCAGCUCAGGAAUCCGCUCUGUAAACUGGACUCAUUGAGAUUAUCAUCUUGUGGAAUGACAGAACAUAGUUGUGCGUCUCUGGCCUCCAUCUUGAGUUACCCCACCUCUUGUCUCAGAGUGCUGGACCUUAGUAACAACCAACUAUAUGACGCCGGCGCCAAACUGCUCACAGACCAGCUGGGGAGUCCACACUGCAAACUGGAGACGCUCAGGCUGUCGUCCUGUCGUCUCUCUGAGCUGGGCUGUGAUUCUCUGACCCGUGCUGUGAGCUCUAAAUCCUCCCGUGUGAGAGAGCUGGACCUGAGGCACAACCACGUUGGCCAAUCAGCUGCCCAUCUGCUCCUCUCCGCCGUGCAGCACCCGCAAUGUAAACUAGAGACACUCGGAUUAAAUGGAGUUUCAGACUUGUGGUUAGAAGUCGGACCAGGGAAAUACUCUUGUGAACUAACGCUGGACGAGAACAGCGCAAAUGACCACCUGGCAUUUACCGAGGAGUGCACGAAAGUGCUGUUCCUGGAGGAUCCCCAGUUGUACUCCAACCGCCCCGACAGGUUCAGUUUCUGGCCCCAGGUGCUGUGUAAGGAGGCCUUGUCUAGCCCCUGCUACUGGGAGCUGGAGUGGAAGGAGAGGGUGGAUGUGGGCGUGGCCUAUGCAGAUAUCCAGCGCAAACUGGAGGAGGACCAGUGCGUGCUCGGCCACAACGACCUCUCCUGGAGCCUGGAGUGCUACGACGGACACCGCUACACCUUCUGGAGGAACAGCAGGAAGCUGGACCUGUUUGCCCCGCAUCACAUCCGGUCCAGGAGGGUGGGCGUGUUCCUGAACUGGCCGGCUGGCGCCCUGUCCUUCUACAGCGUCGCCACGGACACCAUCCAUCACCUGCACACGUACCAGACCAAGUUCUCCGAGCCUCUUCACGCGGGGUUCAUGGUGUGGCCGGACUCCUCCGUCACCCUGUGCAAGAUCCCGAUGAGAGGCACCCUGUCCAUCCCACAGGCCGCUGAGGCCAGACGGCUCUCUCAGAGUGAGAGCCAGUGACGUGUAGACCCUUUCAAGAGAGUUCCAUUAUCAGCAUCAUAGUUGGCCCCACAAGGCUUCCGUUUUAACAUUCCAUAUGUUAUCUUAAUGCAGAGGAAGUAGAUUGGGAACCAAAUAGAACGUUCGAGCAUUGUUUUUGUUUUUAUUGUUGAAAGGGUCUAUAAAAGACCCUCAGAAGCAGCGACAUAGUUACAGAUGGAUGUUUUAGAUACAGAUGAUGUUUUUCGCUUUCUUGUCUUGAUGUGUAUUAAAUGUUUUGUAUUAUCUAA